This is a messenger RNA of Phyllotreta striolata, 1713 nucleotides long. The record is from the annotation of a GenBank genome assembly. Lineage: Eukaryota; Metazoa; Arthropoda; Insecta; Coleoptera; Chrysomelidae.
AUGUUGGAGGAGAAUCGGAGUCGGGUCGGGUCGGGUUGUAAAGACCGAACCAUGAGACGACAAUCCAUCCUGAAAACGCAGACCUCGGAGCCGCUGAUAGUGAUCGAAGACGACGAAUAUGAGGAGGAGAAAAAGGACGGAUCGCGCCAGAACAGCGAGGACGAACCGUCGAUGAAUCCCUAUCUCCUGUCGCCGUUCGCCCGCGAAGUCCGCAAGCACUCGCUGCCGACGCCGCAAUGCAGCGGCAUCACCGCCAGCCAGGUGAGGCGGCUGUCGGAGCGCGGCGACACCGCCGGCCCGGGCCCCAAGCAGGUCGAGUUCCUGGCGACGCUGUCGCAGGCGCCGCCGCAGGCGGGCGGCGGCCGCCGCCACUCGGUGGUGACCAUCUCGCGGGUGCCGUCGACGCUGUUCGGCCGCGGCCGCCGCGAAUCGGUGGCGGCGUUUCCGAGUCCGACGUUCAGCGGCCGGGUGUUGCCCAAUCGGCGGGAGUCGAUCGCCUGUCCGCCGUCGACGGAGCCGCGCGGCAGCAUACACAACCUGCAGCUGGACAUCAUGGACGACAUCGUGCAGGCGCGCAAAGUCCGCAUGAAAAUGUGGAACACGAGCAACGAGAAGGUGUGCGAAGUGCAACCUUUAGACGAUGCCGGGGGCAAUGUGCAACGGUACACGAACUCCGCGAGGAGAUUCUCCGAUUUCAUAGGCACUACGUUAACGCCCAUACCGAGUUUCGAUAAAAGGCGGGCGUCGCAACAGCCGUCGCCGUCUCCUCUAGCCGAACGCGGCCUAAUCGAAAGUAAGCAGGUUACAGGCAUUGUUUGUUCUAACACUGAUCUCAUAUCUAUUUUAUCUUCCCGUUCCACUUCGGCGACCGAAAUCGAUCGAAUCGAACAGGAAAAGAAGGAGACGAUGACGGAGAAGGGCAGGCCUCCGGCCCGUAGAAGAGACCAGCUGAAAAGCUCGCGAUCGAACAGCUUCGACAUAUCCGUAUUGAACGAAGUGGCGGACACUAAGGAGUCGAAGUCUUCAACCCUAUCCAAUUGGUUCGUUAAAAGACACCAACCUAUAACCAAGACUGAUGAGAAAGCGGACGAGAAAAUCGUCAUUGAAAAGGAACCUAACAAGGUCAUGUGGGACGAAAGAAGCGGUUCCUUAGUGGAUCCUCACGCUUUGGGGAGCGCCAUCGAGGUGUUUCUGAGGAAAACCUCGCCGUCGGGAGAGUCGCCCGGUACGUCUAAUUCGAAUGUAUCGCCCACCAAGACGGCUAAAACGACCAACGUCAAUAAGACCAAAAGUUGGUUUAACAAAGGAGACGAAGACUCUUCUACUGAGACUUGUGAUUCGUCGAUAUGCUCAACGUUGAAAGACUUAUUCGUCAAAUAGACAGGAUUUUUAACAUGCUACCUACUAUUCCUUAACUACCUUUGUAUCAAUGUUAAUAAUAUUGAAUGUGUCUUAAUAAUUCUCAUUGAAAAUACAAUCAAUUAGUUAUUAGAUGUCCUUUUAGAUAGGUGAACGAUGUCCGAUACAGAAGAAAAAGUUUAAAUACAGAAUAUUUCAUUUAUUUCAUCGUCAAUUACGUUUAUUCCCUGCUGAAUUACAUUCGAACCUGUCAAUUACAGAUUUGUUAAUUAGCGGCAAAAAUUACGCAACUUUAAUUAAAAUUCGCAAUUAAUUAGAAUUUAUCCCUUUUUAUCACCUUCGAUUUUCUUUGUA